This is a messenger RNA of Papilio polytes (common Mormon), 1917 nucleotides long. It is a transcript of the gene Acsf2, whose product is annotated as acyl-CoA synthetase family member 2, mitochondrial. The record is from RefSeq and is a predicted model, not a curated record. Gene Ontology annotation, biological process: fatty acid metabolic process. Lineage: Eukaryota; Metazoa; Arthropoda; Insecta; Lepidoptera; Papilionidae. The transcript has 12 exons. Gene Ontology annotation, molecular function: medium-chain fatty acid-CoA ligase activity. The coding region runs from base 72 to 1811 and encodes 579 amino acids.
GUUUUACUUACAAACACACCAGUCCGUCUGUGUCGCUCUGUUUGUUCGGUUGUGCGCUUGUCUGUGGAAACAUGUUUACAAAACGCGCUGCAGUACUCGCUAGGAGGAUUACCCUGAGCCAUACAUAUAGCCAAAGUCGUCUCCUGCAAUCAGAUCCGAAUGUGAGCUAUCUCCACAAUCCAGGAUGUGAACCUUUAACUAUCGCAACGCUUGGUGACGUACUAGCAGAGAGCGCUAACAAAUAUCCGAAUAGAAUUGCCAUUCGGUCCAUACAUGAAGAUUUAACUCUAACAUACGAGGAACUUUUAACUCAGGCUGACUCUUUAGGUUGUACACUAAGAGCUAAUGGUUUCAACAAAGGGGACAGAUUGGGAAUAUGGACUCACAACAUGGCAGGCUGGAUUGUGUCAGUCUUGGCUGCGGCACGAGUUGGAUUAAUAUCGGUGUUCAUAAAUCCGGUUUACGAGAAAUCAGAGUUAAGUUUCUGCUUGAAGAAAACUGGCAUGAAGGGUCUCGUUAUCGGCAAUUCUAUCAAAAACAGGGAUUAUUACAACAGCUUGAAACAUCUUAUACCAGAAUUAGAUGGCUCCAAGCCUGGAGCACUGGUUUCAGAACAAUUUCCUGAAUUGACCACUAUUAUCAGUCUGGAAAAGAGCAAAUUAAACGGUGUAUUUACAUUCAACACACUACUGGGAAAUAACACUAACCAAGUCUCAAAAUACGGGAGCGAAAUAAAACCGGAAGAUGGCAGCAUAAUUCACUUCACUUCGGGGACCACGGGAGACCCAAAAGCAGCACUAGACUCACAUUUAGGGGUCGUUAAUAAUACUUACUUUAUUGGAAGACGAAACGGUUAUGAUGAGGAUAAUCAGAAAAUUUGUGUACAGGUGCCGCUCUUCCACGCCCUGGGAUCAGUGGUGACAACGCUGGCUGCUCUGAGACACGGCGCCACGCUGGUGCUGGCCUCGCCUAUCUACAACAUACCUGCAAACAUAAAUGCACUGCUUGCUGAGAAAUGUACAGCUGUGACGGGGACUCCCACGAUGUACGUGGACAUGAUAUCCCAGAUCCGCGAGCAUGGCGACCUUCCACUGCGCCUGCGCAUGGCUCUCGCCGCAGGCGCGCCCUGCUCUCCACAACUCAUCAGAGACAUGAACAAAUAUCUAAAAGCGGAUUCCGUGCUGGCACUGUACGGCAUGACGGAGACCACAGCCAGCGUGUUCCAGUCCAAACCCGGUGAUGACAUCGACAUAGUCGCUGAUACCGUCGGCUACAUACAAGAUCACGUGGAAGUUAAGGUAGUAGAUGAAGAUGGUGAAACAGUUCCAUUUGGUGGCGCUGGUGAGCUGCUCGUGCGAGGCUACAAUACCAUGAUCUGUUAUUGGGACGAGCCGGAGAAGACAAAGAACACUCUUACCGAGGAUGGUUGGCUAAGUACUGGGGAUAAGUUCACAGUAUCUGAAGACGGUUACGGGCGCGUGGUUGGCCGGCUGAAAGACAUCAUAGUACGUGGUGGAGAGAACAUCGCGCCCAAAGAGAUAGAGGACCUGCUAAACACGCACCCUGAUGUUGUGGAAAGCCAGGUUGUUGGAAUUGCUGAUGAGCGGUUGGGAGAAGAAUUAUGCGCUGUGUUGAGAACACGAGAUGGCGCUACUGUGACGCUUGAUGACGUCAGGAAAUUCUGCAGCGGACACAUAGCCAGGUUCAAGAUUCCGAGGGUCUUGAAAAUAGCAGACGAUUUCCCGAAGACUGCGUCCGGAAAGAUCCAAAAGUUUAAACUGAGAGAUUUAAUCGAAUCCGGCAAAUUAUAGAAAUGAAUUGAUAGAAUAGAAGCGCCAGUAGCCUAAUGGUUUGGAGUACGGACUACCGAUCUUGCGGUCGAGGGUUUGAAUCCCGCCAUUCGACUAUUUUCGUGAA